CAGGUUUCUGGGCUCCGGCUGGCAGAAGAGCAGCCUCGACUCGGCCUCGGACCUUUGUAGAAACGAUGGAAGACGUCCGUCCUGCAGUGGACUCAGGUCCAGGAUCAGUUUCUGAGGCUUCCUGGUCCAUGAAGGCCUGAAGCGAACGCAGCCAAACACAGUCGUGCUUCCUGCAGCGGCUCGCUCUCACAGUGGAAGCUCUGAGGAAUGAGCGGUAUGUUUGGGAGCUCGGCCCUCUUGUGUUCUGAUCUGUUUCUUUUUAAUGUGGRCUUCAAGCUCCUGUCCUGUCACAUAAAUCUGUCAUGUUUCUAGAAAGCUUGUCUUGUUCUCUGCUGUCACAGAUUUGUGGUCUCCCUCAGGUCACACAUCUUCACUCCUGUGAGUCUUUAUCUGAUCAGGACCUGUUUUUUAUUAGAAACCUGUAUUUAGCCUUCUGCUUCUUCUCUGACAAUCUAAUAAUAGUAAUAAUAAUAAAAAACAUCAAGAAAAAUAUCUAAAAGAUUGAGGAACAAAUAAAGAGACUUGCAUUUCUGACAGUAAUAUUACAAAAAUAUUGUAUGUUUUUUUACAUUUUAUAUUAAAAUCAAUAUAUAUUGUUUAGUGCAGCAACAAUAAGUUAAUAUUAACUUGUAAAAUAUGUUUUAUUCUCUUUAUUAAAAAUAAACUACAUUUCCCAUGAUGCCUUUCGAGUCGGCUCCAACCCGCACGUGCGCGGACUGGUGACAACCCGGGACGAAGCGAAGCGUCGCUAAUUGAGAGCAUUUGGGACAUUUCUCUGCGCGUCUCUGGGUCGGACAGGCGGGACAACAUGUCCUCGGAGGACAGCGACGUUCUGCUGUUUUUAAUCCACAAACACCUGAAGAUAAACGGGUACAAAAAGGCCGCGAAGCAGCUGGAGAAAUACGUAACUCAGGCGGAGCCACCAGAGCAGAGCUCGGACCUGCAGGACGUCUACAGCCAGUGGUUGAAGCUUUCUUCAGCUCAGGAUGCCAAACAGGAAGUAGAAACUUCUAAGAAAUCAAAGAAAAUCAAAGAGCUCUCCACCAACGAAGAAGAGGAGGAGGCUGCAGGAACCGAACUCUGUACCGUCACAGAAGAAGACAAACCUUUGCUUGAGGCAGAUSUUCCAUCGUCCACUGAGCAGCAGCUGGACGGUUCUGAUGGUUCUGAUGGAACCAGAACAGACGAGAAGCUCGACUCUGAAAAGACGAAACACGAGGAAACAAACGCAGAAGAAGAGGAAGCAGCUGAUGAGAGAAGCUCUGAGCUCAGAGAUGAAGUUGCUCCAGUCCCAGCCUCCUCCUCCUCCUCUUCAUCAGAGGAUGAAGAUGGAGCUGCACAGCUGCAGAGAUCCGUUCGGGUCGAGUUCGUCGCCUCCGAGCCGACAGCCGAGGAAACAACCAAGAUUGAAGCCCCGCCCCCUGCAGAUACCAUCAGAGCCCCGCCCCCUGCAGACGUGGAAACGUUAGAGGAGGAAACAUCUGCAGGAACGAUGGACGUCUGUUGGACGGAGCAGAGGACAGAAGAGACGAAACCUGAGGACCAAACUGACGAUGUCGUCCUCAUCGACGAGGAAGAGCAAGAAGACCUCUUCAUCGCCAGAGGAUUGUCUCAGCAGGAAACAGGAAGUCCACAGCCUGAGGAGCCCAGAACCCAGGAGGAAGAGGAGGGUGAGGCUCCUCUGAGCAGCAAGAAGAAGAAAAAGAAGAAAAGAAAGAGAGCGAGAGAAGAGGAGGAAGCUGCAGUCGCCCCAUCAGAGCCGCUGGAGGAAGAGGAGCCAGCAGGAGGCGACAGAGUCGAGGAAAAUUCAACCAAAACACAGAGCGUGAUGAAGGCUGAGGAGCAGAACCAGGAGCCGACAGAAGUCGAGACGGUUUUAAAUGGAGAGAAGAAGAAAAAGAAGAAAAGAAAGAGAGCGAGAGAAGAGCAGGAGGCUGCAGUCGCCCCGUCAGAGCCGCAGGAGGAAGAGGAGCCAGCAGGAGGCGACAGAGUCGAGGAAAAUUCAACCAAAACUAAAAAACGUUGCAGGAACAAACCGAGCUGGAAGAAGAGACAAAAGUUUCAAACUAAAGUGACGAUGAUGAAGAUGAAGAGCAUCAGAUGGUCUCCAGGACACGUCGUCGUCACGGGAAGAAACAAGCUGCAGCUGAAAGAAGAAAACGAGUCUUUACAGAAAGAGAAGAAGAAGAGGAAGAGGAGGAGYGCGAUGAAGGCUGAGGAGCCCACAGAAGAAGCAGAGAUGUUUUCAAACGGAGAGAAGAAGAAGAAGAAGAGGAAAGAAAAGAUGGAAGAAGAUUCAAGUCUGGUUCCUGUGACCGAGCUGCCAGCAAAGAGACACAAGAAGAAGAGGGCGAAACAGGAAGAGGCAGAGCCUGAGGAAGAGGAGCAAACUCCUCCUGUGAAAAAGAAGAAGAAAUCCUCCAAAAACAAGUUAAACAGGGCGUUUUGGACCUGAAAAUAAAAAUGUUAGUGUUUUCUGUUCCUGUGUGAAGCUGUUAGUUUUCUGUAAAUGAAACAAUAAGUUUCAUUGAUUAGUUAAAAAAUAUCAAAGUCCUGAAAGUUACAGGAGCAAACGGUGAAAAAUUUAAUGUUUCAGCUGCUUUGGGAACAAAUCUUUCUGCUGUGGACACUUUAAUGACUAAAACAAAGUUUUAACCCUGACAAACUUCAUCCUACAGUUACUGCAUGAGGAGGUUUGGAUUCAAGAGAUUUCUACUUGUUUCUGUGUUUUUUUUGGUUAGAUUUAUAUGUUUGAGUUUUUCUUUUUGUUUCACAAAGAUUUAGAUUAAAAUCUUUAACAGUUGUAGAAAUUUAAACACUGUUCUUUAAUGUUCUUGAAAUUCAGAGAAAAAAAGUUUGUUUCAAACUUUAUUAAUAAAACCUUUCUUCAA
Austrofundulus limnaeus is the source of this 2891-nucleotide messenger RNA. Its product is annotated as ABC transporter F family member 4. The record is from RefSeq and is a predicted model, not a curated record. NCBI's taxonomy places the organism in Eukaryota, Metazoa, Chordata, Actinopteri, Cyprinodontiformes, Rivulidae.